CCCUGGCGGUGAAGCUGGAAAGUCGCCGCGUCGCGUCCAGAAAUGCUUUUUACUCGUGUAUUCAACUAGAAUGUACGCGGAUUACUAUAAAUGCAUGAACAUGGAUUAUCAGACGAUCUCUCUCUUAAUUUGAUGCUAUGCUUCUCAGCACUAUGCGGGUAUCUAAAAGUAAAAGCAGUGGGGCCGAGGGAUAGCUGGCUCGGAUCCCGGUCUUUCCUGCAUGGGUUGACAUGUACUGGCAGACAAGCUGUCCAGGUGGCAUGUCAGCAAGGCCGUGUGAAACCAGGCCUGAACUGGAUAUGCUCGGUGGCGUUCCGACCUCCGAUCGAUCUGCAUCGUCAAGGAUGCCAAUGGGCCAUACAGCUUUCCGUCAGCGGCCCGAUGAUCGGUCGGGCAUGGCGUGACUGUCGGUUCCGCUCCGGUUGAAAGGGCGACGACAUGGGCCCAAGGUCAAUGGGUUAGUGACGGGCGGA
This is a messenger RNA of Aspergillus vadensis CBS 113365, 473 nucleotides long. RefSeq lists its product as uncharacterized. Bases 91 to 426 code for a protein of 111 amino acids. The transcript has a single exon. Lineage: Eukaryota; Fungi; Ascomycota; Eurotiomycetes; Eurotiales; Aspergillaceae. The record is from RefSeq and is a predicted model, not a curated record.